CCCUUCUUUUCUAGCAAACCAUUCCAUUAACGAAAUUCCUUGUGUCUUACAGCAUAUGUCUCAAAGGACCAACGUUCCACACUUCUCCUCUAUAGCUUUUGGUCUCCAUUCCCAUCUCCUGGUUUCCAGUGAGAUGAACUCUAAUUCCAAUUGGUCUUUUUCUUGAAACUUUCAUUCUUUAGGGAAAGGAAACAAAUUCCUUGCUCGUUUUAAGCCAAAGAAUUCCUUUCUUGGGAAUUGGAUUUCACUUUUUCUUGACGAACUUGGAAUUUUUGAUAAUGGGUUUGAAGGGAUUUGUUGAAGGAGGCAUUGCUUCUAUUGUUGCAGGGUGUAGCACCCACCCACUGGAUUUGAUUAAGGUUCGGAUGCAACUUCAGGGCGAAGCGUCUGCGCCCAAUCCGGCGGUUCAGAAUCUUCGUCCGGCUCUUGCUUUUCCGACAUCUGCCGGCCAUGUCAACCUCCCUUCACCUCCACCGCCGCCCCGUCUGGGACCCAUUGCUGUUGGGGUUAGGAUUAUUCAGCAAGAUGGUGUCAAAGCUCUCUUUUCUGGCGUUUCUGCCACCAUCCUCCGUCAAACUCUGUACUCCACUACCAGAAUGGGACUGUACGACAUCUUGAAGCAAAAGUGGACUGAUCCCAAUGCCAAAAAUAUGCCUUUGUCGAGGAAGAUCGCGGCUGGACUCAUAGCUGGUGGGAUCGGAGCCGCCGUGGGGAAUCCGGCUGAUGUUGCUAUGGUUCGGAUGCAAGCCGAUGGCCGUCUCCCUCUGGCGCAGCGGCGCAACUACAAGAGCGUGGUGGACGCUAUUUCACAGAUGACCAAGAACGAGGGCGUAAUUAGCCUGUGGCGCGGCUCUUCGCUCACCGUAAAUCGCGCCAUGUUAGUGACGGCUUCACAACUCGCCUCAUACGAUCAAUUCAAAGAAACAAUACUAGAAAAUCAUUGGAUGAAGGACGGUCUUGGCACCCAUGACGGUCUUGGCACCCAUGUGACGGCCAGUUUCGCCGCCGGGUUCGUGGCAGCGGUGGCCUCAAACCCGGUGGACGUGAUUAAAACACGAGUUAUGAACAUGAACGUGGAGCCAGGGAUGGCCCCACCUUACACUGGGGCCCUAGAUUGUGCAGUGAAGACUAUUCGGGCCGAAGGGCCCAUGGCCCUUUACAAAGGAUUCAUACCUACAAUUUCUAGGCAGGGUCCAUUUACUAUUGUGCUCUUUGUCACACUGGAACAGGUCCGAAAGUUGUUUAAAGAUUUCUAAUACAAUAUUAUGGUGACGUGAAAACGAUUACGAUGACGAUGACGAUCAUGAAAAGAAUAUAUAUUUUAUUUUUAAUUCCUUAGAAUUGGGAAGAAGGAAGGAAUAUAUGUGGUGUUUUAGUUUGUUCUUAAUAAAGAUGGAAUUAUGCAGUUAAUAACUACCUGAAACUGACGCUAUUCUUUUAAUAUUAUUAUUUGAUAUGUUAGUGACGGUUUUAGUUUA
Messenger RNA from Olea europaea var. sylvestris, 1478 nucleotides. RefSeq names its product mitochondrial uncoupling protein 5-like. Gene Ontology annotation, biological process: phosphate ion transmembrane transport; oxaloacetate transport; succinate transmembrane transport. Lineage: Eukaryota; Viridiplantae; Streptophyta; Magnoliopsida; Lamiales; Oleaceae. Gene Ontology annotation, molecular function: oxaloacetate transmembrane transporter activity; malate transmembrane transporter activity; thiosulfate transmembrane transporter activity. The record is from RefSeq and is a predicted model, not a curated record. The transcript is spliced from 2 exons. Gene Ontology annotation, cellular component: mitochondrial membrane. The coding region runs from base 279 to 1256 and encodes 325 amino acids.